Molecule: messenger RNA, 3542 nt
Organism: Betta splendens (Siamese fighting fish)
Lineage: Eukaryota; Metazoa; Chordata; Actinopteri; Anabantiformes; Osphronemidae
Gene: tmem91
Product: transmembrane protein 91
Exons: 4
Coding region: 1051-1779 (242 amino acids)
Cellular component (GO): intracellular membrane-bounded organelle; membrane
Source: RefSeq, a predicted model, not a curated record
CAAAACGCAACGGGAGAGAGAGGUGGAGGACGCAGAGGAGAGCGCUGCCUCACACAGUCAGAGACGCGGAGGCGCAGCAGAAAGUUGAGGGCGACGACGAGCGCCGCACGGAUUAACGGGAGCGCUUGUGUCCGCGCGAGGAGCCGAGCGGACGCUCAUCACCGCGGCCGUGACGCGCAGGUGCUCCCGCAGCCGCCUCAGCGCACGUGAGGCCAGAGCGACAGACAGCUGCGGCAGCGCAGGACAGGAUGCGGGACUCCCCCGCGUCCUCAGCGCGCAGCAAACGCACCCAAGUUUCCAGCUGAAGUUCCUGUUGUCCUCGUUGGAGAACUGGACAAACGCAUCUGCCCUCAAUAAAACCAGACUGAAGUUGACCAUAAAGCAGCUGCGAUCACGUCCUGCAGCGAUGGAGGAACACGCAUGCUGACCUGCAGGAGGAUCCAUGGAGCCCUAAAUAUCAGCCUGAUCCGCUCAUCGUGACCACCGGCUCUGGUCUGGAAAACCCCAUCCCAGCAGAGGAACGGGCAGCUCUGAGUCUGUGCUCGUUGACAGGAGAGGUUGACGCCCAUUUCACCUUUUCUGGAGGGCGACUGAGGGCAGGAACGCUGAAAACCUGCUGCCCCGUGUUUCCAUCCGUGUGUCGGGCGCUAAUCAAGGUCCUCCAUCAUCUGAACUGACAUUUCCAUAUUGUACGAGAGAGACGAAGUAGCUGACAUUACCAUAUUCAUGACCGCUGACAGACCCGAUCAUGUGAAAUGGGCCGCAUGGGCAGAACCCUGAGCCACGGCGCUCAGACAGAUGGAGAGUGACAUGUGAGGACAGGAGGCACGCGAGUCUCUGAGCGCAGCUCCGUCCUUCGUCUCCACGGCUCCUGGUGCGGCAGACGCCCACCCCUGCUCGGUGUGUUCCACCUCAAGCUUCAGCGUCUCGAUGAGUCAUCGCCGCCACGCUGAAGCAGCAAAGCAGCCUCCUCAUUGAGACCCACUUUUGCACAAUACGUUUAGCUGUUGAUGUGGUUCCCUCCUGCGUGGAUGGUCUUAAAAGAGACGGAUGGAGGAUCUAGAUGAGCUGAAGCAUCCGCUUGUGGGCGAAAACCCCAACAACUGCCACUCACCCGGGUCAGGGCUCGGUUCUGGGCCUGGACAGGCCCCGGCGGGGCUUUUUCAGGGCAUCCUGGUUCCGUGUGAGGAGGACGGGUCCUACCCUCCGUUAGCAUGGAGAAGCUUUCCCCCUGAGCUCCAGCAGCAGCAGCUCCUGGACCCCUGCUCUUUGCCUCACACCCUGGAGCCCUUCUACCCGCCAGCCCCCAUCUGGGCCCACGCAGACUCCCUGCUGAGCAAGGACUACCUGGAGACCACCUUUGUGGACAUUCGCCCCGGCUCCACGCUGGAGAGGAAGCUCCUGGCCGAGACGCAGGACUUCCACAGCGUGUCCUACAGCAUGGACGACGAAGACGACCUGCUUCCAGAUUCUGACGACUCAUCCAUUGAUGACUUCAGUGAUACAGACAGCGAGAGCAACUUCCCUCUGAUGAUCCCUCAGGACUACCUGGGCCUGGCCUUCUUCUCCAUGCUCUGCUGCUUCUGGCCCCUGGGCAUCGCUGCCUUCUACCUCUCACAGAAGACCAACAAGGCGUCCGCUCAGGGGGACUUCCAGGGCGCCAACGCAGCAUCUCGCCAGGCUCUGUGGCUCUCAGUGCUCUCCAUCGUGUUCGGAAUCAUCACCUACAUCUGCGCCAUCGCGGCGUUGAUCUCCUAUCUGUCUGGGAAGCCGCCGUAAAGGCAGCGCCCGCCCCUGUAUGGACACAGGACUGUCACACGUUUCAUAAAUAUCAACACAUCAGCUGUUCAUGUAGCGUCAUCACCGUGUUUGUCUGACAUCCCUGUUUGCAGUCAUGUUUUAGCUACACCAGGACGAGCAGGAGACCUGCUGUGUAGAUCAUAAUCACAUCUAUUUGGACAAGGACGUAGUUCAGAGGUCAUUUCUUGCACACGAAGAAAAAGAACUGAGAAUCACUCCACGUAGGUGUAAUUUAAUGAACGCUGUCUGCCUUUAAAAGCUGCACCGUGGCCAAUGAGAGGAGAGCAGAUGUUUUCAACUCACUCUACAUUUCACUGUCACAAAACAAUGGAUUUGCAGAGGUAUGAGAAGGUCAGAGCAGGGACGCUGCAGCCACUCAGUCCUGAUGGACCUCGCUACGGGACAGUCUGAGCCAGCGCUGUCGCUCCUGGCGAUGCUUCAGGGCCCAAGAGCUUUAUUUAAAAACCCACAGCUCACAGUUCUUUACUGCACCCAAAACUGGAGGGGCCCAAGUACAUUAAUCAACCCAUACAGCACAUUUCAUACUGAGCAUGACUCAUUGUUUACCUCCAUAAAGGACUGACUCUGCUGUUUUGUGCUAAGUUGAAUUGGUAUAUUUUGGUUGGAACCGUAAGCGCAUGCUGUGCCAUAACCUGAGAAAACACAUGCGAAUGGAGUUUAGGAGUUCUCAAAUGAAAAGUAAGGUUGUAAUGUGAGACAGUGACUCCAGAUAUAGAAAUAAAAACACUGUCUCUAUGCAGUUCUGGGAAAUAAUGACACAUAGAUGAGUGCAGACCUGAAAGCAAAAGUGCCAAAAGUAAGAAGGAAACUGUGAGAUCAAUUCUUUCAUGAGCUCUUCCAUUAAUAGAAGCAGCCAGGCUGCCACUGCACGCUCCAAAAAUAGCCUCUGCGCCUCUGCUUCGUGCAGCAUUACGAACUUAAACAUCAAUUUCACUGCUUGAAACUUAUGUAAGACAAACAGAAGUGGGUCUGACAAGGCCAGAAACAAGAAGGAGCAUUCAGCGCUCGGUCACGUGCUGCAUGAGUCAGUAAACUCUCCAUGUCAGCAGCAGGUUUGUAGUUCAACAUGUACCAGACGUUUUCAAAGCUCGACUCACUUCGCUCAUCUGGCCGCGGAUCAGUGCAAAAACAGCUUUGAAGACACAAAAAGCCUCCGGCCAUAUUGGUUUGAGUUCAAACGUGCCAAUGCUAAAAUAGUUAUCAGGGGAACUCUGAGGAAAUAUUUUUUAAAAGAUCUCUGCAGGAUACCAGUUUUCUAUUUACAUGUAUAGUUUUUAUAGAGUCCCUAACUGUACUACAAGUAUAAGUUCAAUCAAAUACUCUGUUGACACGCAGUUGGGAUGUUUCAGCGUCCAACCCUUGUCGAUGUGCUGUGAUCCAGCUGCACUGAGUCCACACACAGGGCCGUACAGUUCUGACAAUCCUGAGUCAUCGUCUUUCCCACUGGACAUUUAUGUUCAAAUGUGACCUGAUUAAAGAUUUAUAUGAGAGCAUUUAAGGCAGACAGUCUGGAAACUGGUCUGCUUAGAUUUGCCUCACUUUAUGUCUAUCACAAUGACGAAUGGACUACUCACAAGCUAAUAAAAGUCAAAGCUUGUGAUAAAUUAGGUUCAGUAGUACAAUAGUUGUUGGGUUUGUUCUCGGUUCACAUGCUUGUAUCACAUGUAAAUAAUAAAGUGAAAAAUCAAUGACUCCCAAUAAAUGCGCUUAUGUAAUAUUCA